Chaetomium strumarium is the source of this 1336-nucleotide messenger RNA. RefSeq lists its product as uncharacterized. NCBI's taxonomy places the organism in Eukaryota, Fungi, Ascomycota, Sordariomycetes, Sordariales, Chaetomiaceae. Bases 318 to 941 code for a protein of 207 amino acids. The transcript is spliced from 2 exons. The record is from RefSeq and is a predicted model, not a curated record.
CCCAGUCCGAAGACAGUAAGACUCCGAACUCUUGCAGGACCAGACAGAGGCAGAAAAGCGCCGAAGCAUCAUGCGAUCGAGCUUCUCGGGUGUAAUACCCCCGUUCCGUUCCCGAGAUCAUACCCGGGCCGAGGGGUUCCAGCAAUGUCGAUGUCCAAAGUGCCAUGCAGCAAUCACAUGAAGUCGGAUCCGAGAUCUUGGAUCGCGAUACUGACCCAUUCAUAUAAGAGGAGCACCCUGACUUGAACUUUUCUCGAUUCUCAUAGGCACCUUACCCAACUACGCCUCUCCCACCCCCGCCGACCCAUCCAUCAACCAUGAUCUCCAACCCGACAAGACUCCUUCCAACCUGGGCCGCGGCAGGGCUCAGCGCCCUCGCCAUGCUCUCCCUCCCGGCCGCCAGCACCGCCCGAGUCGCCGCCGUCGUCUCGCGCGAUUCCGUGUCCGAGUUCGUCGGGCGCGCCCAGAUCCACGUGCUCAACAGCACCGACAUAAGCACGGCCGACCCCGUGGCGAACCGCAUCGGCUGCCUCAACGCGCAGGGCCUGCUGACGCUGGACGACUGCGCCGUCUUCACGCGCGCCGACGACCCCAACACCCACCACACGCUGUCGACCAGCCUGGGCAACUGCAGCUUCCAGAACCCCAACAUGCCGCUGAACGUCGAUAGUAUCUAUGGUCGUGAUACGCAUGCCUGGUCGUGUGGGCCGGAGUCGGACCCGGCUGGGCUUGGAGGGCUGGCGGAGUAUUAUUAUACGAUUAGCGGCUUCAACUACCCGUUCGUUUGCCAGGGCAACAUUAAUUGCUGGUACGACAUGAAAGCCAUAGUACCGGGCAAGGACACGGAUCCGAUCCCGCUCUGGGCCUACUAUUGGGGCGGCCAGCAGCUUGAUGUGCCGGCGGGUCACUGGAGGGUGUUGUGGUUCUGGUCGCGCGUUUAGGGGCAGUGAUCCCUUCUGUGGCGAAGUAAAACGCGGAUGAGAUGCAGCGGGUGAUGAUGGUUGGUUGGGGCUUCUUUAGAUCGACAGGCCCAGGGCAAACGUCGUUCGUUCUGAUGAGUCGGGGAUGGCGAGGUAGAUACCUACCCUACGCCCUCUGUCAUCUCGUCAAAUGAUAGAUACCAUGCAAAGUUGCCCCCGAAAUCACCAUUGGUGCUCAUUGAGUCUCAUUAUGCUGAGCUGAACACAGGCAGAUGGGCUCAUGAGAGUAAAGAAAGGAAAUUGUGCCGGCGCAAUGGGAAGCGAAUGUGUAGAUCAAGUCGUCGCUGAGAGGGGCUGGUGAAGACGCAAGCCCAUGAGUAAAGCUUGAUGUUGGGUGCAAGGGCCGAUCGGCUUUA